CUUAGAUGAUGAGCCGCUCGACGCGACUCUGGCCUAUUCAUAGCUGUUUUCUAUAAACUUCUAAGGAUAGCGCUUUUCUAAUCUCAAUGACGAUAAACCACACACAAAGAGCUUUCUCAUGACACCCUUUAAUGAUUCAUAUCAGGCAGUGGACUUCAUCCUUCGGGAGACCGAAUGGAAGAAGACAUCUGACCCAAGCGUGGAUGAUUGAGACUGAACAGAGAUCUAAGAGAUUACCAAGCUGCACAAUUCUUUCUGAACAUGCCCUUUUCACUUCUAUAUUCAUGGCAGGAAAUGUUCCUCUAAUGUUCGGGGAUAGCCUUGCCUUCCUUUGCCUUGCUUUGCUCAACUCACAUUUUCAUAUUAUACUGACCACAUACAUUUCCUCUAUUGAUAUUAUUAUUCUUCUUAUUUCCAGCACUAACAAAUUUUCUGAUAUAUUUGCAAAAGCCCGCCACACUAUCCCCUCUGCUUCUAUCCCAGCAUGCCACCGCCAAUGAUGACAAAGAAAUCUAGCACUUUACUCCGAGACUCUUACACACGUUGCUGCUCCAUCUGUUUCUCUGUCAUGAAGAUAACGAUGUUCGAGCAUGGUCAAUGAGGAGUGAUGUGUACGGUAGUUUUCAAUCUGAUGGCUAUCUCAUCCCUCACAUUUACCUUUCUUGCUUUAUUUCCCCCUAUUCUGAUAUCGAAUUAACACUGAGAUUGCUCAUACUUUAUGUC
Messenger RNA from Aspergillus vadensis CBS 113365, 723 nucleotides. RefSeq lists its product as uncharacterized. NCBI's taxonomy places the organism in Eukaryota, Fungi, Ascomycota, Eurotiomycetes, Eurotiales, Aspergillaceae. The coding region runs from base 132 to 500 and encodes 122 amino acids. The record is from RefSeq and is a predicted model, not a curated record. The transcript has a single exon.